Molecule: messenger RNA, 2687 nt
Organism: Aspergillus japonicus CBS 114.51
Lineage: Eukaryota; Fungi; Ascomycota; Eurotiomycetes; Eurotiales; Aspergillaceae
Product: transcription factor domain-containing protein
Exons: 5
Coding region: 446-2497 (683 amino acids)
Biological process (GO): positive regulation of transcription by RNA polymerase II; DNA-templated transcription
Cellular component (GO): nucleus
Molecular function (GO): zinc ion binding; sequence-specific DNA binding; DNA-binding transcription factor activity, RNA polymerase II-specific
Source: RefSeq, a predicted model, not a curated record
CGCGACUGUAGAUCACACAGUUUUACUGAGCCGUAUCACCGAAUAGGCCCGAUCUACGGCCGUAGAUGGAAAAGCUUGCAGAAUUCCUGAAGGAGUGAGUGUACUGCACAUAACUGGCUACUUCCAAGUUACUUUUUACAACCGAGUACGGUACCACUACUACUACUACUACUCAACUCAUGUUGUAGUAGGUACCUAGGAAGUACUCCGUACCUUUCCUACAUUUCCGACGGGAGUUGAACAUUCCAAUGCCUUGCCUAAUCGGGGAUCGGCCGGAAGGUCGGCAGAAUUCACCGAUUGCCGGCCGAACUCAACUUCAACUCCCCCCAAACCAGACCAGACAUGAACCACUCAAAAAAACUAUCAGCCACGUACAUGACGAUCGUCGAUCGAUUUCAAGUUUCUCUAACCUCUUUGGAUCACUACUUCUGUCUCGUCAUGACUGAUGAACCGUAGAAAACACAGCAGAACGACCGAUGAGGUCGAGAUCUCCAAGCGGCCGAAAUUCAUCGCAUGCCAGCGUUGCCAUUCACAUAAGAUUAAAUGCUCAGGGGGCCAGCCGUGUCUCAAAUGCCGGCAGGUCGGCUGUGCCGAUGAAUGCGAGUACACGCCUCGCGAUCGACAGGUGAAAGUAAGCGAAAGCUUCUUGCAACGCCUGCUAGCGGAGAAUCAGCGUCUGCGCGAACAGCCCCGAGCGCCGGACCAUCCGACCGAUGCGGAUCCAGAGGGGGGCGGCGUCUCGGGGCGCGGCCCGUCACGAGUGCCGGCAGAAGCUCCGGACCUGGAAACUGGGAAUCCCAACAACGUGCGCAAUCCCUUAAUCGGGGAUCGGGCCUGGUUCCAUCCAUACGAUCCCUCUGCGCCGCCUAUCUUCAUUGGGGAGGCCGCCUGCACCGCCUUUGCGACGCGCUUCCGGCGCUUCUUGACGGGGAGUAACGCCACGGCCCACAUCCCGCGCACCCAGUACGUCCACGAUGAGAGCAUCAGUGCGGCCACCGCGGGGGAGAUUGGCUGGCCGAGUCUGCAGCAGGCCCGGCUGUUGCUGAAGAUCGCCCUGCGGCAGAUUGGGUUCAUUUACCAUCUGGUCCUGCGCAAAUCGACCUCGGAGAAGCUCGAGGAGAUCUACCAGACGGGCGACUUUGAGUCCAAGGUCCAUCAGUGCAAGUUCUUCGCGCUCUUUGCCUUUGGCGAGGCAUACUCCAUGCGAAAUGAGCCGUCCUCGGGGUCGCGGGUGCCAGGGACUAAGUAUUUCGCUCGUGCGCUCAGCCUCGUGCAAGUGCUGCCGGAGCGGACGAGCAUCGCCCAUUUGGAGACGCUCUUGUUGUUGUCCUUGUUCUCCUAUUACUUGAACCGCAGGCAUUCAGCCUACGUGCUGAUCGGCAGCGCGAUGCGGCUGGGGUUGACGAUUGGUCUGAACCACAACAUUCCCGAAUCGCAGUUGAUCGACCCGGUGGAACGGCAGCACCGCGUGCGGAUCUGGUGGACAAUUUACAUCUUCGAUCGCAUGUGGGGCUCGAAGAUGGGAGUGCCGUCCCAGAUCCUGGAUGAUGACAUUCACCUGGACAUGCCGUCGACGAUCACCCCGAUCGCGUUGCACGAUGAGCAGUUCUCGGACACGGAAUACUUGAAGGCGAACAUCAGCCUGGCGCGGAUCGUCGGCGAGACGAUUGCCAAACUGUACAGUCGACGCAAGUACAGCGAGACGUUUCUGCAGCGCGUGCAGAAGUUGUUGAAAGCGCUGAAGAACUGGGUGGAAACGCUGCCGGAGCAUCUGCGGCUGAACCAAGAGGAGCCGGAAACGAGCCGGACACCGGUCGGAUCGUUGCAUUUAUCCUUCAACCAGUGUGUCAUCAUCACCACGCGCCCCACCCUCCUCCACAUUCUCAUCAAGCUCAGCGAGCCCGAGUCGGAGGAGAUCUCGCAGCCCGUGCUCACGCUGGGGGAGGCAUGCGUCCACGCCGCCCGCCACACGCACUCCAUCAUCCUAACGCGCUGGAUUAACGGGUCCAUGCCCACGUUCGGCUACUUCCACGCGCACUACCUGUUCUCGUCCGCCCUGGUGCUCGUCAUGUCCAGCUUCACGCCCAUGGGGAGCGCCGCCGACAUGAACUCGUUCGAGACCGGGCUGGAGGUGCUGCGCUCGAUGAGCGAGAACGGGAACCUGGCGGCGUCGGAGUUCUACCAGCACCUCAAGGUGGUGAACGAGUGUCUGGGCCGGUAUCUGAGCGACCGCCGACGCAGCCAGAACGCGGCGGCGGCGGCGAUCGGGCCCGGGGUGGCGGAUGCGGUGGUGUCAACGACGGUUGAUGGACCGGGGGUCGAGGAGUUCUUGCCCGUGGAGCUGCGGGACAGCAGUGGGGGGUUCACGACGGCGAUGGCGUUCAUGGAACCGACGAUGCAGGACUUUCUGGCGCAGAGUGAUUUCGAUCUGGGCAUGCUGCAGGUGGAUACGUAUCUGAAUGAGGGCGGGUAUGAGGGGAUGACCAGUAGUCAUUAAACCUGUCUGUUGACGCCAAAAGCGGCGAUGCGAGAUGGCAGGCUUCUGGGGAUUAUACUGCAGAUCUAAUAAUAUGGUCAUACGCGGAAGAAAUCCGACCGAAGAAACCCUGAGGAGCUUCCUUCGAGUCGGUGGCCACAUUACGGCCCAACGCGCUGCCAAACAAGAAUAAAUAAAAUCAAACAAGCCU